AUGACACCCACCAGCGCCCGUUUGUCCACCCAUUGGGACGUGCUUCCGGCAGCAGCUACAGGCCGGCGCGCACGUCGUGGCUAUGCAUCACAGGCAGGGGGGAAGCCCGUAUUUGAGGUCUUUAGCCGGCGGGCCAAGUGGCUCCAGAAGGAGCGAGCAGCCGCCGACGUCGAGACGAGCCGACAGACCGACUACCUCAAGGACGAGGUGGCCUUCCGGCUGUGUGAGAGGCUUCUGGAUAUCAAGCGAACCUUUCCCCGCGCCCUCGACUUUGGGGCCAACUCGUGCAACAUUGCGCGGGCGCUGGUGCGACCGAACCCCGAUCCGGACCCGGCACAGCCGACAUCGCCGGCGCUGGCGACGCACAUUGGCCAUCUGACGGCGGCCGAGUCGUCGCCAACGCUGCUAUUCCGCGACGUCGAGCUGCCGUUUAACAAGGCGCUGUCGAUGUCGCGUCACGUGAUGAGCGUCGAGGAGGAGGAGGCGGCCGGGGCCAACAUCAGCGUCUCGGACACUUCGGGCAUUCCGGGCGCCGAGAACGCGGCCACGGCUCCGUUCGUGCCGGGAUCGUACGAUCUCGUGCUCAGCAGCCUGAGCUUGCACUGGAUCAACGACCUGCCGGGGGCUCUGACGCAGAUCAACCGGCUGCUCCGGCCGGACUGCCCGUUUCUGGGCGCGAUGCUCGGCGGCGACUCGCUCUUUGAGCUGCGCACGUCGCUGCAGCUGGCCGAGCAGGAACGCCGCGGCGGACUGUCGCCACACGUGUCGCCGCUGGCCGACGUGCGCGAUGUCGGCGGACUCAUGCAGCGCGCCGGCUUCAACAUGCUCACAGUCGACGUCGAGGACAUCGUGGUCGACUACCCCGACAGCUUUGCCCUCAUGGCCGACCUGCAGGCUAUGGGCGAGAGCAGCGCCAUCCUCGGUCGCGAGAUGGGCCCCAUCGGCCGCGACGUCCUGCUCGCCGGUGACGCCAUCUACCGCGCCCUGCACGGCAACCCUGAUGGCUCUAUCCCGGCCACCUUUCGCAUCAUCUACAUGAUCGGCUGGCACCCGUCUGACAACCAGCCGAAGCCGCUGGCUCGCGGCAGCGGUCAGGUCAACCUCAAGGACAUUCUCGAGCAGAAAUAG
Grosmannia clavigera kw1407 is the source of this 1128-nucleotide messenger RNA. Its product is annotated as methyltransferase type 11. Gene Ontology annotation, cellular component: mitochondrion. The transcript has a single exon. NCBI's taxonomy places the organism in Eukaryota, Fungi, Ascomycota, Sordariomycetes, Ophiostomatales, Ophiostomataceae. Gene Ontology annotation, biological process: mitochondrial respiratory chain complex I assembly. The record is from RefSeq and is a predicted model, not a curated record. Bases 1 to 1128 code for a protein of 375 amino acids.